GCAGCAGCGCUGAGGUAUCCUCUUCGGGGAUAUCGCCCCGUCGCGUUCACGCCGCUAAAAUUGUGUUAGUCAAGCAUGUGUAUCAAACAGAAAAAUGCAUCAGAUCCACCGGGUCGUCGAUAAAAUCAAAAACUUUUUCAAUAAAAACCGGCAGCACAGGUCAGUUCGUCGCCAGCCAGCCUCCUUAUCAUCUCGAACCCCGCAGAGAAAGUAGUAGGCAUACGGACGCGUCUAGCCAACAACACACCGCAGCACGCAAGCAAGCACCAAGCAGCAGCCGCAGCCCAAGCAAACGGAGGCGAUGGGAGGAGGAGGUGGAGGGGCUCGGGGGAAGGAGUUCGGGAGCAUGGAGGAGUUCUGGGGGUUCUACCUGGGGCAGCACUCGAAGGCGGCGACGCGGCGCUGGCACUUUGCCGGCACGCUGGCCUCGCUAGUGUGCGCGCUGCUGGCGGCCGCCACCGGCCGCGCCGCGCUCCUGGCGGCCUGCCCCGUGCUCGGCUACGGCAUGGCCUGGUACAGCCACUUCUUCGUGGAGGGCAACCGGCCGGCCACCUUCGGCCACCCCGUCUGGUCCUUGCUCUGCGACUACCGCAUGUUCGCCCUCAUCCUCACCGGCCGCAUCGACGCCGAGCUCGCCCGCCUCCGCAUCCACCCGCCGCGCCUCGCCUCCGACUGACCGAUCCGGCCGUCUCUUCGCCGUCCGCGCCGUGCCAACAUCAAUCAAUCAAUAAAAUUUCCGCCUAGGAGUACUAUUUUAAGAGUACCGAGGAGUGUCUCUCUAUAAGCACAGCAAAAUAAUACCAUGUGUCUUCGACUCUUGUGAAUUUGUGAUUGGUGUCUCUAAGGCUAAUACGAUUGUUUCUCGUCUGUUUGGUUUGGAGACAGACAGUUCGAAUACGAAGUGAACAGACUUGUGAUUUA
Messenger RNA from Hordeum vulgare subsp. vulgare (domesticated barley), 921 nucleotides. RefSeq lists its product as uncharacterized. NCBI's taxonomy places the organism in Eukaryota, Viridiplantae, Streptophyta, Magnoliopsida, Poales, Poaceae. The coding region runs from base 302 to 676 and encodes 124 amino acids. The record is from RefSeq and is a predicted model, not a curated record. The transcript has a single exon.